CCCGCUCCCCCCUCCCGUGUCCCGCUCACUCCCCCAUGGCCCCCUCGGCGCUGCCGGAGCGGGGCCCUCUCGCUCGCCUGGCGCUGGACACGCAGUGCCCGGCCUGCGGGGAGCCCCUGCGGGACCCGGUGCUGCUGCCCUGCAACCACAGCUGCUGCCGCCGCUGCCUGCGCGCUCCCGCUCCCGGCCCCGCUCCCGGCUUCAGCUGCCCCCGGUGCCACCGCGCCGCGGCCCCGCACCGGCUCCGCACCCCCGUGGCCUUGGCCGUCGAGACCCGCAUCGCGCAGCGCCUGGCCCGGGGCACCCCCGCGGCCCCCCGGCGCCCCCAGCGCCGCAGCCUGGGGGCCCAGCUCCGAGCCGACGCCGCUGCCACCAGCCCCCCACCCCCUAAGGAGCCACCUGAGGGUGGGGGGACCCCCCGCAAGCCGUCCCCCCCCCCACUGACACCCCAAUAAACACCGUGCCCC
Messenger RNA from Neopsephotus bourkii (Bourke's parrot), 467 nucleotides. RefSeq names its product RING finger protein 39-like. The record is from RefSeq and is a predicted model, not a curated record. The coding region runs from base 36 to 455 and encodes 139 amino acids. The transcript has 2 exons. Gene Ontology annotation, molecular function: metal ion binding. NCBI's taxonomy places the organism in Eukaryota, Metazoa, Chordata, Aves, Psittaciformes, Psittacidae.